Molecule: messenger RNA, 480 nt
Organism: Blepharisma stoltei
Lineage: Eukaryota; Ciliophora; Heterotrichea; Heterotrichida; Blepharismidae
Source: the annotation of a GenBank genome assembly
AUGACACUACUUGCGGGUCUUGCACUUCAGAAAGCGACGCAGUAUCUUCAACUUCUCCAAACACUUGCUCAGCUAAAUGUACAGAAAGAAUUAACUUUUGCGUUAUUAAAGAAUAAUUUUUAUAUUUUAAUUCAUAAUGUUUAAGACUGCAAUGCACAGUUGGCUCAAACGGCUGCGCAACUUGCACAGAUGACACUACUUGUGGGUCUUGCACUUCAGAAAGCGACGCAGUAUCUUCAACUUCUCCAAACACUUGCUCAGCUAAAUGCACAACUGGCUCAAAUGGCUGCGCAACUUGCACAGAUGACACUACUUGCGGAUCUUGCACUUCAGAAAGCGAUGCAGUAUCUUCAACUUCACCAAACACUUGCUCGCCUAAAUGCACAGCUGGCUCAAAUGGCUGCGCAACUUGCACAGAUGACACUACUUGCGCAUCUUGCACUUCAGAAAGCGAUGCUGUAUCCGGACACAAAUGUGUAG